Penicillium digitatum Pd1 is the source of this 2472-nucleotide messenger RNA. RefSeq lists its product as uncharacterized. NCBI's taxonomy places the organism in Eukaryota, Fungi, Ascomycota, Eurotiomycetes, Eurotiales, Aspergillaceae. Gene Ontology annotation, biological process: eisosome assembly. The record is from RefSeq and is a predicted model, not a curated record.
AUGCGCCUUGCGGCAGGCUCACGCGCCGGCAGCGGUGCUCCAAACCUCAGCCACGCCUCCGCGGCCUCCGCUCUCGCACACGCGAACCGCAAACCUGUUGAAGUAUGGCGUCCCCCGACUAGACAGCCUGCCGCGGAGAAGGCAGCCCUAUGCGUGAAGGACUACGCUCCACCCCAGCAACCCCAACCUGCUACCGGGCAUAGUACGGAGGGACUGGGAGCUGCUAUGAUCGCCGUGCGGGAAAAGAGAGCCUCGGUGGACCAGGCCCCUACAUCCGCUGGCCACAGGCGUGGCAGCUCGGUGACCGAUCGCUACCACCACACAGCCGUCGGUGGCAACCCGAAUGAAAAGGCGCUCCAGGCAGCGUCGGGCGCUUAUACACUCUCCCGCAAGAGAGCCGACUCAGCACCCAGUGAUCCAGGGGUCACCUCUGAAUCAUCAUAUGGCCGUUCAGCCGCUGGCGCGUCGCGACAUGCUCGCGUACAAGAGGAAGGCCCCCUGGACCACUUAGAUCCCGCUUUAGAAGCAAGCCGGAUCCAACAUGCCGCUAGCACGAAUCCGAGGCUGUAUACUUCGUCGCCACCUGUCCAAUGCGAAAUUGAGGAACAAAAUUACAAAAACUCGCAACGCGCUGCUGCCAUAUCCAUGGCCAAGGACAUGUACAGAGUCACCAGUACCAAGAAACAACCAGGCCAGUCCCCCGCCAUCCUAGCGGCCCAAAAAGGACAAAGUCAACUUGGCUACCGCAAGACUGUAUCCACCGUGGAUGGGGCUGCUGUCCGGCGCGCAAUCGCCCUACAAGAAGCAGCGCAAAAGCGAGCCGCUGAGAAGCUGGCACUUAUGCAAGAUGAAAAUGCAGAGUACCAGCAAUACUAUGGCACCGCGCCUCCACCACAACGGUCGCGCUUGACCACUCGCCGCAAACGAACUUCGAGCGACGCGGAUGCCUCUCAGAUCGACGCAGAGCAGUCGCGGCAAAUACGGAGCCAGAUGACCAGCCUGCGGACCAAGUUGGACCAAGUGGAUGUCCGAAAGACAAAGGAUCGUGAACUUCUCAUGCAAGCUGCCCGCCGCAAUGUGGACCGAACCCUCCAGGACAUGGAGGCGCAAGUUUAUGCCAACACUGGUCGCGCUCCCCCUUCGGUACAGAAGGGAUGGGAUGAAGUUGCCCAGGAACGCGUGCGACGGGAGGCAGAAGAUUUUGAAGCAGCUACUACUCAGGACAAUCGAGUAAAUAUCGGCGGCCAAAAGUAUAUGGAACAGGCCGACAUCGACGCUGUUGCUCGGUCUCGCCUCCAGCCUACUCUCGACGAGAUUACCGAGAAUGCCGAGCUACGGAGAGCCCACGAUAUUGAAGCCCGUCUGGAUGCUGAGGAGGAGCAGAGACAUGCUGCUGUGGAGCGUCAGCGCGAAGCUGAGGUGAAGGAGUUGGAGAAGCAACAAAAAGGGGCAAGGAAGCGCGACAGCAAAUCCGAGAGCAAGGUUCCCAAAUUCUUCUUGUGGAGAAAGAAGGGUAAACGAGCUCGGGUUGAGAAAUCAGAGACUGAAGAGGCUCAAGCUGUCUCACCUAUUUCCCAGGUAGCUGUAGUAGAGCCGGCUCCUACUGCAGCCCCGUACAACAACGACUCAACGGACAGUAUUCCCGAGCAAGCUUCGCUUGGAACAGAUCACAAUGUCUCGACGGUCACCAUCCCAGACGAAGAUUCUAUUGUCACGGAGACAGCCGGUCCCGCUACACUUGUUGCAGCCACGUCCUCAGUCCCAGAGGCAGAACCUUCCCGGUCCGAUGAAAACGACCGGCCCGCCGCAAUCUCACGGCAGCCGACACGAAGCCAGACUGAGCCCCCCCCGAUCGAGCAGCGAGAUGCAGCUGCCUCAGGUCCUACGGUUGUGCACUACUUCACACCACCUGUGACAAGCCCACGCGCCGACACCAAGCUCAAGAACUGGUUCCGUGACCGUCUUGUUCGCCGAUCCAGUGGCCCAGUCCCCAUCUAUCCCCACCAGCCUGGCCCGGACUUGAACACUGACAACGAACCCGCCUUCCAAGGCGGCGCCAGUCUAACCGGCCGCGACGAGCCCCGCGGUGCAGCACUUGGCUCACACCCUGUGGUCGUGGGUGAAUUCAUCCCAACCUACAAUAGAUCUUCGAGCUACUACAGCAACGACUUGGAUGUGGCCAAGAUUCACAGUGCCGAUUCUUUGUCCAACUCUACCAGGCAGAAUGGGAACGGCAAGAAGAGGAAUCGUCUGAGCAGGACGUUCCUCAGGGCCGUCUCCGGUAGCCCUGAUGGGUCGAACAAUGGUGACUCCCGUCGUGACUCGGGAAUUCAAUCUUCCUCCAAGGAUGUCGGCGGCGGUGACAUCCAGAGUCUGCAGGAUAGUACUCUCGGACAGAUUCUUCCUGUGCCACCCACUAUUGGUGAGACGUUGAACGGGAGAAGGGAAUCGAGAUUCUCUGAGAAUCUGUGA